GGUAUGAGUUGCGUCUUAGGUUUCAAAAGAAUCAAACUAUUGAUAAGACGACUCAAAUGCUAAUUGAAAAACAAAAAGACCAUUGGAAGAAAGUAAUGCAAAGAAUUAUUUCAAUUGUCAAAUUUCUUGCCAAACAUAAUCUAGCCUUUCGUGUUCAAAUGGGAAACUAUACCAAAAAAGUAAUGGUAAUUUUUUGGGCUUGAUUGAAAUGUUGGCCGAGUUUGACCCAAUCAUUCAAGAACAUGUCAACCGUAUUACUAAUAAUGAUAUUCACUUUCAUUAUUUAGGUCAUACAAUUCAAAACAAAUUAAUACUUUUGCUUGGUUCUGCAAUAAAAAAUGAAAUCAUUAGAAAGAUAAAGCAAGAAAAAUAUUUCUCGGUAAUUCUUGAUUGUACUCCCGAUGUUAGCCAUCAAGAGAAAAUGACAUUGAUAUUAAGAUAUGUGAAUGUCUCUAAUUGUAAUGUUUGCAUUGAGGAAUCUUUCUUAGGAUUUUUGAAUGUAAAUGGUACAACUGGCCAAGGGCUUUUUGAUGUUUUACAAAAUGAAUUGAAAAAUCUUAAUCUUGAUAUAAUGGAUGUGCGAGGACAAGGCUAUGAUAAUGGAUCUAAUAUGAAAGGAAAACAUCAAGGAGUUCAAAAGAAAUUUUUGGAUUUAAAUUCUAAUGCUUUUUAUACUCCUUGUGGUUGUCAUAGUUUAAACUUGACAUUAUGUGAUAUGGCUAACACAUGUAGUAAAGCUAGAGACUUUUUUGGAGUCAUCCAACGUAUAUAUACAAUUUUUACAGCUUCUACUAAGAGAUGGCAAAUCUUGAAAGACAAUGUAAAAGGACUAACUGUUAAGUCUUUGUCAUCUACUCGUUGGGAAAGUCGUGUUGAAAGUGUUAAGGCUAUUAGAUUUCAAAUGUCAGAUAUACGAGAAGCUUUACUUCAAGUAGCCGAUAGCAAUGAUAAGGAUUACAAUAUAAAGAGUGAAGCUAAAUCCUUAGCAAAUAAUGAGCUUGGUGAUUUUGAGUUUUUAAUUGCAAUAGUAAUUUGGUAUGAAAUAUUAUUUGCAAUUAAUUUAGUAAGCAAGCUAUUACAAUCAAAGGAUAUGCUUAUUGAUGUGGCUAUUAAAAAAAUAAGAGGGUUGAUUUCUUUUUUCGAGGGGUAUAGAGAAACUGGUUUUUAUGAUGCUUUGAGUAAGGCUAAGGACAUUGCUAUUGAAAUGGAUAUUGAUCCUAUAUUUCCCCAAAAGCGUGAAAUUAAAAGAAAAAAACAUUUUGAUGAGAAUCCAAGUACUUCAUCAAAUGCUCCUCUAUCUCCAGAAGAAUCAUUUAGAGUUGAUUACUUUCUUUAUAUUGUUCAUCAAGCUAUUAGUUCUCUUUAUAAAAGAUUUGAGCAAUUUGAGGAAUAUGAAAAUAUUUUUGGUUUCUUAUUCACUUCUCAAAGGAUGAAGUCAUUGGAUGAUUUAAGUUUGAAAUCCUCUUGUUUGAAUUUUGAAAAUGCACUUAUGUCUAAUGAAAAAUCAGAUAUUGAUGGGAAUGAAUUAUUUGUGGAGUUGAAGUUGCUUAAAGAAAUUUUGCACAUUGACAGAAAAGGACCUUUUGAUAUUUUGUUAUUUUUGAAUGAUGUGGGUUGUUUUCCUAAUGCUACUAUUGCAUAUAGAAUUUUGUUGACUAUUCCUGUGACAGUUGCAACUGCAGAAAUGAGUUUUUCAAAGUUAAAGCUAUUGAAGUCAUAUAUUCGUUCUACGAUGCUACAAGAAAGACUUAAUGGAUUGGCGAUGAUAGCAAUUGAGAAUGAUUUUCUAGAGAAAGUGGAAUAUGAAGACUUGAUUGAUGAUUUUGCCUCAAAGAGCGUUAGAAGAAUAUCACUUUUCAAAUAAAUAGAAGCUAAUAUAGCUUAAGUUGAUAUGAGCCUUGAGUUGUAUUUAGUUACUAUUAUCAACAUGAAUAAAAUAUCCGAAUUUAAUUUUGCGUAGUUGAAUA
Molecule: messenger RNA, 1967 nt
Organism: Chenopodium quinoa (quinoa)
Lineage: Eukaryota; Viridiplantae; Streptophyta; Magnoliopsida; Caryophyllales; Amaranthaceae
Product: zinc finger MYM-type protein 1-like
Exons: 1
Coding region: 209-1864 (551 amino acids)
Molecular function (GO): protein dimerization activity
Source: RefSeq, a predicted model, not a curated record